Gambusia affinis (western mosquitofish) is the source of this 2238-nucleotide messenger RNA. RefSeq names its product P2Y purinoceptor 3. Gene Ontology annotation, molecular function: G protein-coupled receptor activity; oxysterol binding. The coding region runs from base 589 to 1941 and encodes 450 amino acids. Gene Ontology annotation, cellular component: membrane. Lineage: Eukaryota; Metazoa; Chordata; Actinopteri; Cyprinodontiformes; Poeciliidae. The record is from RefSeq and is a predicted model, not a curated record. Gene Ontology annotation, biological process: G protein-coupled receptor signaling pathway. The transcript is spliced from 3 exons.
ACUUCAGAUCGGUUAACAGAUGGACAGUCUGAACGGUUCUGGAUUCAGUCAGAAGAAACGAGUUAAAUGAUUCUAUUCUGGGCCAGAAGAACCAAACAGAACCAGACAGAACCUCUGGUUCUGAACAGAUCAGAUCAUUUUAAUGGUUCUGCAACGGUUCUUGUUGGUCCAAUUUCAGGAGGUUCUGGACCUCCUAGUAGAACUUAGUUGGUCCAUCGUUUCAGAACCAGCCGUUGGAACCGAGACCCGGUUUGUGCUGCUGCUCUGAUAACAAUCAUCAUGAGGCGUUCAGGGAGGCUGGGAUCAUUCAGCGCCGCCGGAUCACAGCUGAUGAUGAUGAUGAUGAUAUAAUGAUGGAGGGGAGAGAGGGGGCGGGGCCUGAGGAAGAGGAGGAGCUACUGCUGAGGUGAUGAAGGUGAGGAGAAGCAGAGAGGCGACGGCAGCAAAGGUCCGGAUCGGUCCGCCACCAGGUACCGACAGAUAGACAGAUAGAUAGACAGACAGACAGACAGAUAGAUAGAUGGAACUUGUGUGGUACAAUGCCAGUGGAUUCAGAUCGGGUUGACCUUUAACCCUCAGAGGUUCGUGAUGGGUCUGGACAGGGUCUCCAGCACCACUCCACACAUCAACUACCUGGGUGCGGCGAGCCUCAACACCUCCACCCUCUCUGCCUCCUCCAUCUCCUCCACGCUGCCUCCGUCUUCUUGCAGCAUCGAUGAAUCCUACAAGUACGUCUUCCUGCCCGUUUGCUACUCCCUGACCUUCCUGUUCAGCCUGGUGCUGAACUCCGUAGUUCUGGUUCGGUCAUGCCGGCCCCAUGGCGGCGGCGGCGGUGGGCGGCGCUGGAACACCUCCCUGAUCUACAUGGUGAACCUGGCCACCACAGACCUGAUGUACGGCCUGUCCCUGCCCUUCCUGGUGGCGAGCUACAUGCUGAGGGACCACUGGGUGUUCGGGGACUUCAUGUGCCGCCUCGUACGAUUCCUUUUCUACUUCAAUCUCUACUGCUCCAUCUUCUUCCUCACCUGCAUCUCUGUGCACAGGUACCUGGGGAUCUGCCAUCCAAUGAGGACCAUCACUCUGGAAAGCAAGCGGGUGGUGAAGGCGACCUGUGCCUCGGUGUGGGUGGUGGUCUUCGUUCUCACCUGUCCUAUCUUCAGGUUUGCCCAGACAGGAGACGUUACUAGAAGAAGUUCUGGAGCAGUUGGACCUGAGGGGACGAGGUUUGGAGACAACAGGACUGAGGAGACGUAUGUGAACUGUUGGGAUGAUGCAGUCGAUAAGGACUUUCCUGAAUAUGUCCCAUACGGCAUUGUCCUUCACCUGCUGGGCUUCUUUGUCCCCUUCGUCAUCAUCGCUUGGUGCUACUCUCAGGUGGUCCGGACAAUAUUUCAGAGCCUGCGGUCUCCACCCAGUUCAAUAGAGGGCGGCGAUGACGCAGCAGCUGGGGACGGAGCAGUUGAAGGAGGUCGAGAUCGGGACAGAACGUCAGUCUCCAUCUCUGGAUCACAGUACUCCCACUACAUCCGGAGGCGGCGCAAAUCCAUUAAAACCAUCGUAACCAUCACUCUACUGUUUGCGCUCUGCUUCCUGCCCUUCCAUGUGACCCGGACGUUGUUCCUGCUCCUGCGGCGGGGGCAACUCGGCGGCUGCAAUGCCAUGAAGGCCGUCUCCAUCUGCUACAAGGUCACCAGGCCUCUGGCCUCCUGUAACGCCUGGCUCAACGCCUUACUCUACUUCCUGACAGGAGAUAAAGGGGCCCCCUGCUGCUGGCCAGCGGAACGAACAGUGCACCAGGACAGAAGAAAUGGCUCCCUCUGGUGGCCAUUAGCAAUACUUAGGAAGGAAGGAGGCGGAGAGGACGACCAGGAGGCGGCCGAGAACGUAGCAAGGGAGCUCCAGAUGGAGAAUGAAUCCAAGUCUUCACGGAUCAUCUUCUAGGACCAUUUCAUCUUCAAAGAUGAUCCGUGCUCAUCUUCACGGAUCGCCUUUGAAGAUGAGCAACUUUUUGCUCAACCCGUUGAUGUGUUGCCCUGGACCUCCUCCGUGACUCCCGAGUGCUGAUCCGAUACAACUUUAUCAACAGACUAAGUUUCAGGAAGCUGUGAGUGAGCUGCUCUCAGUCGGACAUAGUUCUGGUCGGACCAGUGGUGGUUCUGGUGUUCCUGCUUUUUUAAUCUCAGGUCGUUUCUCCUUUCGGACCUCAUUAGUUUGGAUGUUUUUGUGCAAGAAUUAAAG